UCGGUUCUUUUCAGACCAUGGAGGACAACAGGAACCACGUGGAACUUUUGGCAAAAGUUAAGAAGGAUGUGCGAUCAUUACUCAUGUCAGCUAAGCUGGGGUUGGAUCCUGACCAGCUCAGACGAGACUAUGUCACCAUGUUGGGACAUCCCAUGCCUCUGAAACAGUUGGGCUUCAGGAAUGUUAUGGAUAUGGUUCAGGAGAUGCCGGAUGUUGUUUCUGUUCACUACAGGCCUGAUGGGAGUUUCUAUUUAAAGGCCAUCAGUGACGAGAAUACCCAAAAUAUUGAGGAGCUAGUAGCCAGGCAGCGGUUAUCUAGGUCUGACAAGAUCAAGAAUAUUCGUUCUACUCGUUACGAUCGGCCCUCAUUUACACCGCUCCCUAGAAGAGGCCACGUUCCACCAGCCCUCCCUGCCAAUCUGAAGACACAGCUACGUAUCCUGCUCUCGGAGGGUUCACUAAGGCUGUCUGACCUAGAGGCCUGUUAUUUGCGCUACUUUGGCCACCCAAUUAACAUCCACAACUAUGGUUACUACUCCGUCGGAGAGAUGGUAGCGGCAGCAAAAGACAUGAUCGUAAUCAAUCAAGGGAGGCUGGGCUCAGUUCUGUCACUGAGGGAACACCUGAUGCCCAGGCUGGGUAUGAAAUGGAACAACCCUCCGAGAACCGGGCCAGAUAACCCGUCAUCUUUUUCCUCUUAUAGUCCAUCCUUUAAAAACUCUGACACCAAAAUCCCUGCAAAGACAAAACCUUCAGUAGUUUUUGUGAAGCAGGGCCCAUUGAAGCCACCAGCUAAGGAAGUGUCAGAAAGCAGUCGCCACCUAGUGAUGAGCGAUAAGAGCUGUGACGUUAAACAAGCUCCCUGGGAAGAUGGUGGGCUCUUUUGUCAAAAUGUGAUUAAGCAUGAGAAGGAGCUUCAUCAUCAGAUCUUGGAGUACAGUGUUGCUGGCACAGUUAGUCAAGAGCUGAAGGACAAGCUACGGAAGGUUGUUGGUGAGACAACUGAUGGAUUAUCAGUUCACGAUCUCUCUGCUGAGUACAAGAGGGUAUAUGGAGAAGACCUGCCAUUUCAGCAGAGCGGAUUUCUCAGUGUAACUGAACUUGUCGGUGCCCUGAGCGACAUUUUCCACCUAAAACCAACAGAGGACAACCGUGGCAACAGUUGGAUAGUGGUGGAUUUAAGGGAUCGGGACAAAACGCAACCAGGUACUGACCGUGCUAGGAUGUCACCUAAGAGCCACUACUUUAGCUUAAGGGAAUGCCAGUGGGAAGAGAAAUCAAAAGAUAUUGCAUCCAGUGAUGAGAACGAUGAGCUGGAGUCUGAGGUUUCCAGUAUUCAUGAAAUGAUGCCUGAGAUAUACCCUGUCAUACAGGUGCAUCCCAGAUCCUCUGUGCCCCUCGACGCCAUGCUAAAUCAACGUCUCAAACCGCCGACCCGCCGCCAAGCUCGGGAGCUAAUCCAAGUCUUGGUGGAGCAGGUGGAGACACCGGGAUCUUUCUACAUCCGAUUCAGUGAGACUGAGGAGGCGUGUGCUUUGGAGACCCUAAUGUUUGACAUGAGACGUUGUUACACCUGUCCUGAAGUGUCAGAGGAGUACCACCUUCCUCAGCCAUUUGUCAGACAGGGUCAGGUCUGCUGUGUGUCACCCAAUAGACUAUGGUUCUAUCGAGUGGUGAUCCACAGAAUUGUAAACGCUUCUGAUGUUGAGGUUUUUUAUGCUGACUUCGGUGAUGUGGCUUUGGUCCCAGUUCAAGACUUAAAAUUUCUUAAGUCCAGUUUUUCUGAACUUCCAGCACAAGCUGUUCCUUCAGCGCUCACUGGAAUCAAGCCAACUUCAGAUACCUGGACUGCAGAAUCCACUGCUUCCUUCAAGAAACUCUGUUCUGAUCACACCCUGGUCGGCGCUCUGGACUGCUACACUGGAGAUGUGCUGCAGCUCUACCUGUGUGACACACACACAGAUCAGGACAUCUACAUACACACAGCCCUGAUUAACCAAGGCCAUGGCAUCGCCUGUAGACCUGCAACUCCAACAACAGUUUGCAUGAAGGUCACACCAGUGAGUCUUUACAUGGGAGAGGGAAUGGUUGAGCUGCCAGAAAUUGACGAGGAGCUGAUUGCAUCUCUUAAAUCAGGAGAAAAUUUUGGACAAUCCAAAGAGACCCCAGUGAAGGAUGAUGACGAGGAGAUGCCAGCUCUGGAACUGAUUGAAGAGAGUGAAUUCAUCCCUCAUAUUAAGGGUGAUGCUGACAAGGUGAUGCCACCUCUGGAGCUUAUUGAGGAGAGUGAAUCCAUCCCUCAUGUUGAAGCUAAGGAUCCCGACCCUUCCUGUGGCAUUUUACCUGAUCGGAACGUCGGCUGCAGUGAAAAAGCGUUGGCCUCCGCAGAUGAAUCGACGUUAAAGGCUGAUGCAAGUCUUGCACCACCAGGCCUGUUCCAGACCAAGAAUAGCGCUUCUUGUAAAACUGAAACUAAAGCGCUGCACAUAACUUCUACUCCGACUCCACCCAGCUCAGACUCCACCACCUGCUGGUCACAAGAAGAAAUGACACAAACCAUGAAAGUCAAAACCUCAUUUAUUGGACCAUCUUUGAUAUAUAAGACGCUGAACCAGGGCUGCUCUAAAGGUCAGCCUGGUCUGCUGCGUGUUGGUCCCACGGCGGGGGGGUUUGGUUUUGGCUUAGAAGCGGCGCAGUGCGCCCCGGACUCCGGCUCAUCCUUGGAGAAGUGCCGCUGCAGCCCCAUCCCUGCGCUGUAA
This is a messenger RNA of Cyprinodon variegatus (sheepshead minnow), 2759 nucleotides long. It is a transcript of the gene tdrd5, whose product is annotated as tudor domain containing 5. Gene Ontology annotation, biological process: spermatogenesis. Lineage: Eukaryota; Metazoa; Chordata; Actinopteri; Cyprinodontiformes; Cyprinodontidae. The record is from RefSeq and is a predicted model, not a curated record. The transcript has 19 exons. The coding region runs from base 18 to 2759 and encodes 913 amino acids.